AUGGCAGAGGAGGCACAGCUUCUGCAGCUGCUGAAGAAGGAGCUGAGGUCUCUGCUGCUGGCUGCCAAGGAGGGCUUAACCCCAGCAAAGCUGGAGCAGCAGUACCUGGCCAUGAUUGGCAAACCUCUCCCUCUCCAUGACCUGGGCUUCCAGUCCACAUUGGAGCUGGUGGCAGCUAUGCCUGAAGCUGUCAGAGUUAGCCACCAUAAAGGCAGAGUUCUCCUCAAAGGCAUUGCAGAUGAGAGCACCAAGGGCAUUGCUGACCUGGUUGGGAAGCGGAGGAGCUCCAGGACGUGGAGGAGCUCCAGGACCCGGAGGAGUGGAGUGAAGGCUGAGGUGAGGGACCUGCUGAGUUCCUCAGUUCUGCUCUUGGGCUUCCACAAGGCCUUCUUCAGACCCUUGGCCAGGGCCAGCGUGCACAGUGUGGCCGAAGUGCUCAGCAGCAUGUUCGAUGUUGUGGCUGAGCAGGUCAGAGCAGCUUCCUUGCUGACCCUGAAGGAGCACCUGGCAACUGAGAUGCCUCCUUUGGAACCCUCUUCUGACACGGAGAGCUUCCACCUGCCAUCAGAAGAGGAGUCAGAGGCAGUGGAAGCAGAAGCAGGGGGUUUGGGUGCUGGCCUCCAGCAACCUCAAGCUUUGGAGCAGGCCCUGCUAGACAAGUUGAUCCUGACUCCAGAAAUCCCUCCAGAUGCUGUUCAGGACAGAAGGCUUUGCAGUUUACCCACCCUGGAGAGGAAGAGCAUGGUGGCAGUCUUUGUGUCAUUCAUCAUCUCCCCAAGCCAAUUCUACAUCCAGCUCUACAGCAAGGAGACAUCUAGCAAGCUGAGGGAGAUGAUGUGUGAGAUGAGGUUCCUUUACUCCCACCGGGUCGUCUCGGAUCGCUACCUCCUGCCCCAGGCUUUCCUGCGGCCGGGGCAGCUCUGCUGCCUGCUGCUCGCCGGCUGGUGCCACCGAGUGGUCAUCCACCGUGUGCUCAGCCCCCAGCAGCUGCAGGUGUUCUGUGUGGAUCAUGGGCACCUCAAGACUGUCCACAGGUCUGCCCUGAGAUUCCUCAAGUGGUGCUACUUGAAGCUCCCUGCCCAGGCCCACCCCUGCUCCCUGGCAGGGGUACAGCCCAUGCAGGGCACAUGGUCCAGUGCAGCAACUCUGCAGUUCCAGGAGCUGUGUGGCUCCAAACUCCUCGUGGGUGUCACUGAUGAGUAUGUGAAUGGUGUCCUGCACCUCUUCCUCUGUGAUACAUCCACCAAGGAGGAUGUCUACUUGCACCAGGUCCUGAGCAGCAGGGGACAUGCUGCCAUCUGCAAGGAGAAUGUUCCUUCCCAGGGAUUCCAAGAGCUGAACCCUUCGGCCCUCUACAUUCAGCCCAGUGGGCAGCAGGAAUCUCUGGCUGCAGAGUGA
This is a messenger RNA of Dryobates pubescens (Downy woodpecker), 1398 nucleotides long. Its product is annotated as tudor domain-containing protein 5. Gene Ontology annotation, biological process: spermatogenesis. The record is from RefSeq and is a predicted model, not a curated record. Lineage: Eukaryota; Metazoa; Chordata; Aves; Piciformes; Picidae.